AUGGAGAAGGCCACCAGCCAACCUUCCCGCCCAGUCGGAAAACAAGGUCGGAGGAAAAAGAAAAAGGAAGAAGCGGCCCAGGUAGGUCAACAACGACAAUCCAACGAGAGCCGAAGUGACAAGCCAAACGACACGAGAGGUUUUUUUAUACUUUUAAUUUACUACACCAAUUCACUUGGUACCGCCCAACACGUCGAAUGCCGCAAAGCCAAAAAGCAGUGUAAACCUCACAUGCUAAAUGGGCAUUACAUCCAAUGGCCGAACCAAAAAAUGGAAGAAUACUAUUUACAGAAUAAAAAAUUUAUACCGAAAAACAUAAUUUUUACCAGGUUUCAAAUUUGCGGCAAUCACGUAUUUUUGGUUUCACCGCGCUUCAAAGAAGGAGUGCCUUUUACAUUAAGUAGCGUCACGCUUAAUGGCAACGAUCAAUGUUACAACUAUGUCCGGCCUUUCCCGUCUUUGGUGAUGAGCGAUGUAGGCGGCCAAGAAGCCAUAGUAAACGCAGUCGAUAUAUACAUGGGCCAGGACGGUAUUCUGUGGGUGUUGGAUAUUGGAAUUGUCAACACUAUCGAAGACAGACCUAUUAAAGAAAAUGAUCCCAAAGUGUUAGGGAUCAACUUCGGGAACGGCCGAAUAAUCCAUACGAUACCGUUGAGGCCCCUAAUAUGCCGAGUGCGAAGUCGACUACAAUAUAUUGUGGUCGAAUACAUUGGCGACAACAGCCCUAUUAUUUAUGUUGGAGACGGCGGAACUCGUUCAAUUAUAGUUUGGAACGUCGAUGGUAAAGAAGGAUACAAAGUGAAACUUCCGCGCACCGCCACCAUCUCUUGUACAGAAACCGGAGCUGAAGACAUGUUCUAUUUGGUCCUCAUCGAAACGCCCAGUUGCAAUUACUUGUACUUCACGUAUUUGUCCAGUGUGGACAUGUUUAAGGUACGGACAAAAGACCUGCGUAAGCGCAUCCAUCCUAAGUGCAUAGUAAACGUUGGUCGGAAGCCGUGCAAAAUGGUCAUUGUUGGGUCAGCUUACGGAUCGGUGAUAUACUUCCGCAUCAAAGGAAUGCAGAAUCUGUACAGCUGGGACACUAAAGAAAGUUUUUUAGAAGAAAACAUGAUGGUGGUUAAGAAAAGCGUGGAUUGUAGAACGAUCACACACAUAGAUGUCGACAACGACGGUGUGCUGUGGGAACUAGAGAGUAAUAUCGAUGAUUACAUGAGGAACACUGUCGGAUGUUACGGAGCUAGCAUAGUGCUCAAGCCCAUAUUUGGAAAAUCAGAACCUCUACAACCGUGUUUAACAGAGUAG
Molecule: messenger RNA, 1305 nt
Organism: Adelges cooleyi (spruce gall adelgid)
Lineage: Eukaryota; Metazoa; Arthropoda; Insecta; Hemiptera; Adelgidae
Exons: 5
Coding region: 1-1305 (434 amino acids)
Cellular component (GO): extracellular region
Source: RefSeq, a predicted model, not a curated record